This is a messenger RNA of Effrenium voratum, 955 nucleotides long. The record is from the annotation of a GenBank genome assembly. Lineage: Eukaryota; Dinophyceae; Suessiales; Symbiodiniaceae.
GUGCGCUUCUCAGAGUGCAGAGACGGCCUGCGACGGCGCACGUGGCUCAAGCGAAAGGGUUCUAAGCUGAAGUCCCGAAGUCCCGAAGUCCUCUCGCUGGAAAUGGCAUGACAGAGGUGCCUGAAGGAGGCUCAGGAGCCUCAGGAGGGGACGGUGGCAAGGCCGAGGCCAAGGACGCCAAGGCCACCAAGGCCGCCAAGACUCGGAGACAGCUUCUGGAGGCCUACUCUUCCAGGGAAGAGUCACACCGACAGCGACAUUUCGACUUCUGCGCCAAGCAGGUGCUGUCGGUGUACACCACCUUUCCGCGGCCCUUCUUUCCCAGCGAAGACUUCCGCAACACGGUUCGACCGGGCACCGGACCCAAGCCCAGGGAGCCCAUGGAGCCCAGGGAGCCAAAAGAGGAGGAAGAAAAGCAGAAGCCCGAGCCAAAGGAGCCCAAGGAGCCGAAGGAGCCGAAGGAGCCGAAGGAAGAGCCCGACGCGUCCAAGGACUUCAGGGAAGCCAAGGUUCAAGUCACGGAGCCAUUGCGACCCCAGUCACAAAGGGCCUGGGGCUGCUCGCCACGCUUCCGGAGCUUUGAGGCUUAUCACUCACCCUGCGCCGAGGCAAGCCGCGACAAGGUUCUGAAGUCGGUGCCGGCGUGGUCCUUUGCGAGGAAUGACGUGGGCUUACGCGAAGGAGCUCAGAGGCCCCGGCCAGAGCGCGCCACGGAUUUCCGGCGGCUGCGCGACGCGGUGGCCUUGGACGAGGCCUGGCUGGAGGUGCGGCGGUGACGCGGUGAGACGUCGAAGAGCGCGUGCUCGCACAUGUGGCACAUGUGGCACAUGCCCGCCUGUCUCGAAGAGACUGCGAGCGGGAGCCUUCGAAGGGGCUUUUCCUUUUGCUCCUUCGGCCCAUCGGGAACCUCCGCCUUAGGCCCAGUGCAGGGCGGCAGGAAAGUGUCCGAGCCAGG